AUGCUCAACAUGUUGAAAAUCCAGCGGCAACCAGAAAGACGCUACGACUCUUUGGGCGACUGAGGAGACGACUCACGACCACACAGGCAACACCUCGGCGACCAUGUGGCGACAGCCUAAUUGCCGACAGUCUCCUAAAAAAUGGCCUAAGUGGGACAGCCCCAUAAAACAGCAAAUAUUUCAAAUUGUUCAAGACUUUCAUUCUUUAAGGCACAUCAUAAAGCUGUCAUUGUGAUUUGAUGGUCUGUAUGAGGUUACAUGUGUGUUAGCCAAGUUUACGAAAGUUAGAUAAUGAAAUGGAAAGGAAUUUUUACUUGAAAAAAAAAAGCGAGCAUAUUCUACAUCUGUACAUUUUUCUCUUUUGGAAAAAGGGGGAAUAUUAUGGUAUAGCAUAUGCAUGUAAUGUAUGCUACGAGAGAUUGCACGAGUUAAUAAAGUCCACUCAUGUGUGUGGGGUUUCACUCCAGAAAUAUGUCACCAUAGAGUUAAGACUAGAUUGUUUCAGUUUCAUUUCCACUUUCAGGGUGUGAACUAUGUGGACUCAGCCCACCCAGUGGACUAUAAAAACACCGCACACUGUCACUGGUCCAGCCAGUUCUUGGAAGGACGACGGAAUCCUGAACAGCAGCAUGAGCGACACACUGAGGGAGUCCUUGUUGGUGAAGCUCGGCCAGCUUCAGUGCCACUUCACGUGGGGCCCACUGAUGUACGACAGUGACCUGGACGAUGUGAAGCAGAGGUUGCAGGAUUCGAUUAUCAUCGGCGGGAAUCACCAAGGCGUGCCGCACAACCAGCUGGCUUACAUCAACUACCUGCAGGGCAACUACGAAGAAGCUCUCCGUGACUUAGAGGAGGCGGAGAGACGUCUGAGGGAGAUCCACGGGGAUGGAUUUGAGAGGAGGAGCAUCGUCACCCAUGGCAACCGGGCCUGGUUGCAUUACCACAUGGGGCAACUCAGUGAGGCCCAGUCUUACCUCGACAAGCUGGAGGUGGUGUGUGGCCCCCUCACAAAGGGCCCGCACGUCACGGCAAUGGUGCUUGAGGUGUUGGGGGAGAAGGGGUGGUCUUUGCUGAGCUCCCGCUCUCAGUGCUACGAGGAGGCGAAGGAAUGUUUCGCCAAGACUCUGGAGGAAGAUCCCGACAACACGGAGUGGAACAUGGGCUACGCCACCGCUCUGUACCGUCUGGAAUUAUUUUCCGCGAUCCCGGAAAACCCCGAAGUGAGUCAGUCGGUGAGACAGCUGAGACGGGUGCUGGAGCUCGAUCCGGGUGAAUCUGUGGCCAGGGUGAUGCUGGCCCUCAGGCUCCAAGAGUUCCAGCAAAAGGCAGAAGCGAAUGAAUUGGUUGAAGAAGCGUUGCGGACAAGCCCAGAUUCUCCAUUUGUGCUCCGCUAUGCAGCAAAGUUUUACAGAACAGAGCGCAAUGUUGAUAAAGCGAUAGAGAUGUUGAAGAAAGCCUUAGAAUUCACUCCGCUCUCUUCCUUCUUGCACCAUCAAAUGGGCAUGUGUUACAGAGAAAAGCUAAUGGCUCUACGUAAAAAUCAAGGCAUUGGAGACCCAGGUGUGGAGGCUGAGUUGAUCGGCCAUUGCAAGCACCAUUUUGGAACGGCAUUUCAACUGAAGCCAUCGUUUAUUCUUGCACAGCUGGAUUUUGCCAGCAUCUGCUUAAUGAAUGGUGAAUCAGACAGGGCGGUGAAGAUAUACAACGACCUCCGGAGUUUAGAGGAUGUUACUCCAGAUAAUAAGCAGGCAAUAGAGUUACAGCUUGGAUUAUAUGAACUGUAUCACACCAAAUCUGAAUCAAACGCCAUCCACUAUUUUAUGGAAGGCCUUAAAAUCCAGCGCGGCACGAAAUAUUGGAAAACUUGUUACACUAAGUUGGAGCAGAUUGCAGGAAGGCAAAUUACCAGGAACCCGUACAACAGCAGAGCCUGGGGUAUCCUGGGGUUUCUUCACCGAGAAGCCGGGAAGAAUUCUGAAGCUGUUGAAUGCUAUGAAAAGGCCUUGCGGUGGGAUCGUGGCAACGAAGAAUAUCUCAGCGCUCUUCGUGAAUUGCGCCUUUCUACUUAGGCAGGCGAUACCAGGACCAGGAGGUUUGGUGCCCGUUUUUCUGACUGAUCUACAGUGAUCCCAUCUCUCAACAAACCUUCACAUUCAACCAGAGGUGGAUCAGAGCUGCGUUGAGGAGGAUGUGACGCCAUUUCACGUGCGUCCGAUGCGGUGGUCAGAAUAGAUGCACCAGCAGUGAUUUCCCAGCCCGUUACUCAAUGGUCACAAAUUCACCUGGACGUUAAUUGUUUGUCCACUAAAUUCUGGAGUUAAAAGUUUAGGAUUAAGUUUAUUGUUGUCACGUGUACUAAGAUACACUGAAAAGUUUUGUUUUGCUUCCUAUCCAAACAGACCAGAGAAUACUGUACAUAAGUACAGACGUUAAACUCAAGUACAAUAGAUAGAGCAAAGGGGAGAUUAGUUCAGUUUAGUUCAUGGUCACGUGUACCAAGGUGCAUUGAAAAGCUUUUGUUGCGUGCUAACCAGUCAGCGGAAAGACAAUACAUGAUUACAAUCGAGGCGUCCACAGUGUAAGAAAUGUUGCUGCAGGACUAGAGAUUGUAAUAUGUGAUUGUAGAUCUGCUUCUGUGGUUAGCACGCAAAUAAUCGCCUGGGUUCGACACCAUCUUUCUACACAAAGUGUAAAAUACAGAGUGCAAAACUAUAAAUGAUGGGGUGAGAACUAAUUGUUGUGUAAGAAGCAUCAUAGAUGAGGUGCCAUUUGAUUUAGUUUGCAGGAUACACUCCUGCAUUUAAGAGUUCCAACAUAUGCAAUAUGUUAGUUUAAUUUCCGUUUAAUGCUUUAUGACCAUUUGGGCACCUUUUUCUGGUCAAUAUUUUUAGUUUAGUUUAGCGAUACAGAGCAGUAACAGGUCCUUCGGCCCACCGAGUCCGAGCCGACUAGCAAUCCCCGCACACUAACGGUAUUUACACACACUGGGGACUAUUUACAUUUAUACUAAGCCAAUUAACCUACAAACCUGUAAGUCUUUAGAGUGUGGGAGGAGACCAGUGCACCCGGGGAAAAACCCACGCUGUCGCGGGGAGAACGUACUAAUGCCCCUGUCCCACUUAGGAAACCUGUACAGAAACCUCUGGAGACUUUGCGCCCCACCCAAGGUUUCCGUGCAGUUCCCGGAGGUUUUUGUCAGUCUCCCGAUCUGCUCCCACUACCUGCAACCUCCGGCAACCACCAGCAACCUGCGGGAACCGCACGGAAAGAUUGGGUGGGGCGCAAAGUCUCUAGAGGUUUCCGUUCAGGUUUCCUAAGUGGGACAGGGGCAUAACUCCUUCCAGACAGCACCAGUAAUCGCGAUCGAACCCGGGUCUCUGGCACUGUAAGUCAGUAACUCUACCGCUGCGCCACCAUUUCUGAUCAAUAUUGUACAACAUGCCGUAAUAUCAGAGCUAAAGCAUUAAAAUAAUAAAUAAAGCAGUAAUAAAAUG
This is a messenger RNA of Leucoraja erinaceus (little skate), 3494 nucleotides long. RefSeq names its product interferon-induced protein with tetratricopeptide repeats 5-like. Lineage: Eukaryota; Metazoa; Chordata; Chondrichthyes; Rajiformes; Rajidae. The record is from RefSeq and is a predicted model, not a curated record. Gene Ontology annotation, cellular component: cytosol. Gene Ontology annotation, biological process: defense response to virus. Gene Ontology annotation, molecular function: protein binding. The transcript is spliced from 3 exons. The coding region runs from base 534 to 2069 and encodes 511 amino acids.